Paralichthys olivaceus (Japanese flounder) is the source of this 1218-nucleotide messenger RNA. Its product is annotated as transcription elongation factor A N-terminal and central domain-containing protein. Gene Ontology annotation, cellular component: nucleus. Gene Ontology annotation, biological process: DNA-templated transcription. Lineage: Eukaryota; Metazoa; Chordata; Actinopteri; Pleuronectiformes; Paralichthyidae. The record is from RefSeq and is a predicted model, not a curated record.
CAUCUAGAGGCCAAGGCGGGCAAUGUCCCUGUUUUGAAGACAUGACACAAUUCAACAUGGCUGCUCCCAUGCGGACGUGUUUUUGUGGAUUCCUGCUUGUGUGAAGAAGCAGAAAAACCAUGAGGAAGUUCAGAGUCCAUGGAUGCCAAAGAAAUAGUCCACUGUGCGCUGCAGCUAGAGAAACUCACCUCGGAGAGAAGCUACGGGAACAUCUGGACCCUCCUCGGUGACCUCGAUAAGUCGCAGGUCACAGCCGAGCAGCUGGAGAUGACGGACAUCGUCAGGGUUCUCUAUAGGCUGCUGAAAACCUGUUCCCACGACGGCAUGAGGAAGAAAGUCCGGGGCUUGUUGUCCAAGUGGAAGAGGCAAUACAGGAAAGUGAAAUGCAGAGGGGAGAGCGAGGGGGAUGGAGGGGAGUCCAAGCAGGAGGAGGAUUCCCCCUGUGGUUCAGCACAGGCAGGUGAUAGCAGAGGGAGUGUGAAUGUUGCUGCAGAGCAAGAAGCAUCAUUCACAGUUGGAAAAGACGACCUCCAGACUCCCACUUCCUCUGUGUCCUCAUCUGUGAGAGCCAAAUGUGCUCAGCUGCUCCUCGCCGCCCUCCAGCCCGAACCCCCCGAUCAGGACGUGGCCGCACGGCUGGCCCGAGACAUCGAGCGGCACGUCCACGAGCUCCACAAACCCAGUCAGGUCAAAUACAAAACCUGCGUGAGGAGCAAGGUAGCCAACCUGAGGAAUCCUAAAAAUGGCCACCUACGCCGGGGCCUCCUGAGCGGCUCCCUGACGCCAGAGGCCUUCGCCCGCAUGUCGGUGAAGGAGAUGGCGAGCGAGGAGCUGCGGCAGCUCAGGGAGGAGUACUCGUCUCGGGGUGUGAGCGAGAGGCAGCUUCCUCAGGGGAUAGAGGGGACGCAGACGCAGAAGAUUCGCUGCAAAAGGUGCGGGGGGUCGGACUGUAGAGUGACGCAGGUGUCCAGGGGUGCCCUGUUCCUGCCUGCGUGGGUGAGGAGCGCCGGCCCUGACGAGGAUGCGAUGACUUUUGUGACCUGCAGUGCCUGCGGGCAGCAGUGGUACCACAGUGGCUGGGUCUGUCUCUAAAUCCAAGUGACGAUGUUUAGAUCCGCCAAGGAGGUUACGUUUUCAUCUCUGGUUGCUUGUUGGUAGAAUUAUUCAUAUUUAUGUGCAAAUUGCUGCAGAUCUUAAUAAAACUCUGGAUCUAGUGCA